AUAAUAAUCUGGCGGCCAUCUUUGCUGAGGUCGUAGAGGGAGAGAGGGAGUGAAGACGGAGAAGAACCGCAUCACUAACCGCCCGUGUGUCUGUUGAUUCAGGCCGGAAUGAUCCGUGCGGGUCCCGCUCGUCCUUCUUCCAGACACCCGCUCCACUGGAGCUGUGGAGCUAGCCGCGGCUAGCCGGACCAGCUAGCUGUUGGAUGACAGAGCAGUGGUCUUCAGAGGCGGACUGAGAGCUCAACUCUGCCCGCCCCCGGGGGUCACAGCAGCUGAGUGGUUUAUGUUGAUUCGACAUUAAACACGUUAUGAACCGUUCAGGUUCAACUCUUUUUAGAUUCAGAGAAUGGGUCGAGUUUCGCCCCGGUUAGCUGGAGCUUAAUCCCGCUGCGGAAACUCCGUGAACUGACUCUACCUUCCACCGUGAAGCGGCCUGAUCAGUGCGUUGGAUCCCGAAGAGAGGAGCUGAGAGUCGGAUGAUAGCGGGUGGAUUGUCUGGUCGCAGGUCCUCCUAGUCUACCUCAGACUCACGGCUCGUCUCUGCAGCGCUGGCCCGAUCACACCUGGGUUCACCUGUUGUCCCGGUGUGACCGGUUCACACCGGGACUGUGUGAGGAGUCCUGCCCGGAACAUGCUGCCGGUCCUCGCUGUCAAUCACCAGUCGAAGCCGCUGUAACGUGUCCGUCACGAUGGGACCUGAGAGCAAACUGUUCCUCAGCGUUUUCCUCAUCUCCUGCUCCUCAGGUGCCAUUUUGGGUCGCUCAGAGCCUCAGAAGUGUGUCCACUACAACUACAGCCCUAAUUCUUCCUCCUCAUCUUCCUCGGCAUUGGAGGGUCGGGGGAAUAUCAGCAGAGUGAUAACCUGCUCUGGGGAAAAAGAUAAGAGGUUGCACUGCUUCGCCACCUGGAAGAACGUCUCUGGAGCUGUGAAGGUGGUGAAGCAGGGCUGCUGGCUGGAUGACGUCAACUGUUAUAACAGGAGCGAGUGUGUGGAAAAGAAAGAUGGUCCUGAAGUCUUCUUCUGCUGUUGUGACGGCCUUUUGUGUAACGACAAGUUCUUCUACAGCCCCAACAUCAGCUGGCCACCCACGACGAACAAACCAGUGGAGUCUCCACCUCCAUUGCUGUCCACGCUCAUGUACUCAUUGGUUCCCAUCAUGGCUGUCACCGCCAUUGUCCUCUUUUCCUUUUGGAUGUACCGGCACCACAAACUGGCCUACCCACCUGUACUAGUGCCCACACAGCACGCCUUUCACAUAAUGAUAGAGGACCCCGGACCCUUUCCCCCCUCCCCCAUCCUUGGUCAAAAGCCCCUGCAGUUACUUGAGAUCAAAUCCAGGGGGCGUUUCGGCUGCGUGUGGAAGGCUCAGCUGCUCAGUGAAUAUGUGGCUGUCAAAAUCUUCCAAAUACAGGACAAACCGUCAUGGCAGAACGAGUUGGAGAUCUUCAACACCAGCGGGAUGAGACAUGAAAACCUGCUGCGCUUCAUCGGUGCUGAGAGAAGAGGAAGUCACAUGGUCACGGAGCUUUGGCUCAUCACCGCCUUCCACGAUAAGGGUUCUCUAACCGACUACCUGAAGGCAAACGUUCUCUCCUGGUCUGAGCUGUGUGUCAUCGCUCAGUCCAUGUCCAGAGGUCUCGCCUACCUGCACCAAGACAUACCUGGACACAAGGACGGACACAAGCCUGCCAUCGCACACAGGGACUUCAAGAGUAAGAACGUUCUGCUGAAGUCCGACCUGAGCGCCUGCAUCGCUGACUUCGGCCUUGCUCUCAGGUUUGAGGCGGGGAAGUCUCCGGGAGACACCCACGGACAGGUGGGGACCAGGAGGUACAUGGCCCCUGAGGUCCUGGAGGGGGCAAUCAACUUCCAGAGAGAUGCCUUCCUCAGGAUCGACAUGUACGCUGUGGGCCUGGUGCUGUGGGAGCUCGCUGCUCGCUGCAAGGCUGCUGACGGUCCGGUGAAUGAGUACAUGCUGCCGUUUGAGGAGGAGGUGGGUCAACAUCCGACUCUGGAGGACAUGCAGGAUGUUGUCGUCCACAAUAAGCUGAGACCGACGCUCAGAGAGUGCUGGAAGAACCAUGCUGGCCUGGUGUUGUUGUGUGAGACCAUCGAGGAAUGCUGGGACCUUGAGGCUGAGGCCCGACUGUCGGCCGGCUGCGUGGAGGAGCGAAUCGUUCAGAUGCAACGAACGACGAAUGUCACCAUGCCCGAGGACAUUGUCACGGUUGUCACCAUGGUGACCAACGUGGACUACUUGCCAAAAGAGUCGAGCCUAUGACGAGACACAGGGCCUAUCAGGAUGGAGCAGGCACUCCUGCUAAGGUGACUGCCGGGUGCUCAGGUGAUUUGUUGGACGCUCAGGUGACCUCUAGCAACCUCUGGCUGCAGGUGAGUGUCAGACUGAUGAGCAGCUCUUGAACCUGGAGAGUCUCUCUGUCAUCACUUCCUGUGACCUUUUUUGACGAUCCAAACACUUUUAUUUCAGAAUAAAAGGGCGACUUAAGUUUGUCUAAUGUGAUGAUGAUGUCAACAACAAAUGUCUUCUGAAUGUCUGUUUCACUGAUUUUUGUGUUUGUAUGUAUGUGAAUAGAUAUACUUAAAUUUACAGAUUAAGUUCAUUUUUGAGAAAUAUGAUUAUACAGAUAUAGGGAUGUCACAAUACAAAAUAUUUAUUAGUCAGUACACAUACCAUGAUACGUUUUUCGAUGCCAUAUUUGAUACCAGGACAAAAAAACAGAACAUCUCGCUUACUUCAACACAUACUCUUUAAUCAAUAACAUUUGAACACACAAAAAACAACAGUGGCUAUAUGUAGUCUUCAUGAAUAUAUUUUGAUUGUAUAUUAUGAUAUACAAACAUAUACAGAUUGCUUUAUACCUGUAUACAGAGUAUUAUCAUGAUAUACAAAUGAUUAUUAUGAUAAACAUGUAUAUAUAGAUUGUUAUUAUAUAUGUAUAUACAGAUAAUUGUUUUUAUUAUACAGUAGAAACAACUCUCGUUAGAUCAUCAGCUGAUUUCAAUUCAAAUAAAAAAAAAGUACGUUUAUUUCUACAUACUGAAAAUGACCUGAUUUUAUCCUACAUUUAUUUUAGUGUUGUGUGACAUCAAAGAUCAGCUGGCUUAUUUGUUUUCUUCUGGAUGCUGAUUGGAUCAGAGCCUCGGCUGCUACAAAUCAAAUGACAUCAAAAACAAGUGAAGUGAAAACUCUGUCGUCACGUCCACAGCGAAAACCAAACGUUUGCUAAACGUCUCAGGGAGAUGGUCGGGAACUCUCGGGGCCGUCAGCUGACCUGCCUCAGGCUUCUCCUGGUUUCAGUUAACACCCGUUUCCUCUGAUGAACUGUGAUAUAAGCCCCGCCCUCUUUUGUUUUGUUUUUUUCCUUUGACAGGACAUGCCCCGGAUUUUAGCAUGAGUCUGUUUUUAUUGACACUAAUCAAAAACUCCUGUAUAAUGUUAAUAUUGUUGUAAAUAUGUUGUUAACAUGUUUAUUUUAUACAAUGACAAUCGUACAAAUGAAAAACAGUUGGUGUAUCUGUUUCAGUAAUUUAUGUUGAAAGUUCUAAACUCUUAUUUCGUU
Molecule: messenger RNA, 3582 nt
Organism: Platichthys flesus (European flounder)
Lineage: Eukaryota; Metazoa; Chordata; Actinopteri; Pleuronectiformes; Pleuronectidae
Gene: acvr2aa
Product: activin A receptor type 2Aa
Exons: 12
Coding region: 690-2282 (530 amino acids)
Biological process (GO): protein phosphorylation; cellular response to growth factor stimulus; activin receptor signaling pathway
Cellular component (GO): activin receptor complex; plasma membrane
Molecular function (GO): activin binding; activin receptor activity; ATP binding
Source: RefSeq, a predicted model, not a curated record